UUUCCAUUGCAGGAAGAUUCAAAUACAGUGAAAGUGACUGGAGAAAAUUCUGGAUUACAGAAAGGCUUGCAUGGUUUCCAUGUUCAUGAAUUUGGUGAUAAUACCAAUGGUUGUACAAGUACAGGUGCUCAUUUCAGUCCAUUGGGAAAAGAACAUGGUGGUCCAAGCCAUGCUGCGCGUCAUGUUGGAGACUUAGGAAAUGUGGAGGCUGAUGCCAAUGGUGUUGCUAAAUAUAAAUAA
Messenger RNA from Harpegnathos saltator (Jerdon's jumping ant), 240 nucleotides. RefSeq names its product superoxide dismutase [Cu-Zn]. NCBI's taxonomy places the organism in Eukaryota, Metazoa, Arthropoda, Insecta, Hymenoptera, Formicidae. Gene Ontology annotation, molecular function: copper ion binding. The record is from RefSeq and is a predicted model, not a curated record. The transcript has 2 exons. Gene Ontology annotation, biological process: superoxide metabolic process. The annotation marks the transcript as partial.